AUGACCACAAGAGAAACUCAUGGGUACUUGUCUCCCGAGUGGACCUUCGACCUUCCUAUCACUCCCGAGGUGGACAUAUACAGUUUUGGUAUGAUGUUGCUAGAAAUCAUAUCUGGUCGUAGAAAUUUGGAUCUGAAGGUGGAGGAGAGAAGGUUGUACUUUCCUACCUGGGCUUCAUGUCAAAUCCAAAUGGGAAACAUAAUAGGCGUUGUGGAUGCAACGAUAGCUAGUGAGGCGAAUAUAGAAGAGGUGAGAAGCGCCACUAUGGUUGGGGGACUAUACAUUCAAGAUGAUGAGAAUCAGAGGCCAAACAUGGGUGAAGUGAUGAAGAUAUUGGAAGGAACGAUGGAGGCUCCUGCACCACAAAUUCUGAGGUCUCUACAAGUGCUGGUAGAUCAGGUAGACGAAUACGAAAGCGAUACCUUUGAUAACAACCUUGCACAUCUAGUGGCUCCAUACCGGCAAUAG
Molecule: messenger RNA, 468 nt
Organism: Cryptomeria japonica (Japanese cedar)
Lineage: Eukaryota; Viridiplantae; Streptophyta; Pinopsida; Cupressales; Cupressaceae
Product: G-type lectin S-receptor-like serine/threonine-protein kinase SD2-2
Exons: 1
Coding region: 1-468 (155 amino acids)
Source: RefSeq, a predicted model, not a curated record